AUGUCGAUGGACGAGAUCGUCCCCAAUCUCUGGGUUGGGGAUCUUCCGAGCGCGCUCGACGCAGAGAACCUCCGCGCGCACAAUAUCCGCAGCGUGCUCACUGCCAUGCGUGGACGCGUCUCUAUUCACGAGACGUUCAUACGCCACCAAAUCAACAUCGACGACACCGAGACGUCCGACAUCCUCCAGUACUUCGUACCCGCUAUCACGUUCAUCCAAGCAGAGCUUGACAAGGGCUAUGGAGUCCUCGUACACUGUCAAGCCGGCAUGAGUCGCAGUGUUUCAAUUGCUGCCGCAUACAUCAUGGUUACGCAAGGCUUGGAUUGUGAGAGCGCGUUAGAGCUGAUCAGGAAAGCACGACCGGACGUACAGCCGAACGAGGGCUUCAUGCGACAGCUGGAAAUCUUUCAUCAAGCGUCUUUCAAAGUCUCCAAGCACGACAAGGAGACGCGUCUCUUCUACCUGGAACGAGUUGUGAACGAGGUCAUGAACGGCGACGGAGACAUUGAAACAGACAUGUUCCCCAAGUUCCCUCAGAGCCCAACUGAUUCCCCACACCCACAACCAAAGCGUAGGAUACGAUGCAAGAUGUGCAGACAAGAACUUGCUGCGCGAGAGCACAUGCUCGACCACGGUCAAGUGGGCCCCCCUACCCCCGCCGUCCUCUCCGCUGCUCCUUCGCGCCGACCAUCGAUGAAUGAACCCAAACCCUUGAGCCCAUUGGCUUCUGGUGCCCCCGGACCACGCCGUGCUUCUCUCGGCGCGGGAAUCAAGCCCAGCAUGCAUCAUCCCAUGGCACCAUCCGGUUCCGGCAUUUCUCGGAGACCCUCCCAGCACGAGCCACUCCCCCGCUCUCGCCUUGGCUCCAUUACCGAGGGUCGCCCUGUAGUUUCGGCGUUGCUUGCCCUGGAUAGCAGCUCUGCCCAGAUAGGACAAGAUGCCUCGGACGCCCUCUCUGAAUCCGCUAUUGACGAAGACUCGGACGACGAUGAAGCUCUCAAGACGGACGAAAUUGCAAACAGCCCCCAGAGCGCCACCCUCGUCGCUAGCCCCGCACCACUCACACCCGUGGCCGACCCUGAGACUAUAGUGAAACCCCUUCCCCGCCGGUCUUCCGAGACUGCGACCAAGCCCCCACUGCGCACAUCGCUCUCAGUCUCGAGCACAUCCGUGCAUCCGACGGACCUCGCCGCGCAACUCGCCGCACACCCCAAGCUCGCGGUACUCCGCCCAACGGGUCUAUCCAUGACUCCGAUGAGCCCCAAUAUACCUACAGGAAGUCCAUCUCCACCAAGGUCCGCCCAGCAGUGUCCAGACGCCAUCACUGCUCUGAAGAACUCGAGUUACUUCACGCCCGUGAGCCCGCCUAUCCUCGCGAACCCGAAAUGUUCUGGAUACUUUGUCGAGCCGAUGAAGUGGAUGGAGCCGUUCUUGGAACAGGGCAACAUGGCGGGCAAGAUCAUGUGCCCCAACAAAAAGUGCGGUGUAAAGCUGGGAAACUACGAUUGGGCCGGUGUGUGCUGCAGUUGCAAGGAAUGGGUUGUUCCGGGGUUUUGCAUCCAUCGCUCCAAGGUUGACGAGGUUGUAUGA
Epithele typhae is the source of this 1590-nucleotide messenger RNA. RefSeq lists its product as uncharacterized. NCBI's taxonomy places the organism in Eukaryota, Fungi, Basidiomycota, Agaricomycetes, Polyporales, Epitheliaceae. Gene Ontology annotation, biological process: protein dephosphorylation. The record is from RefSeq and is a predicted model, not a curated record. The transcript is spliced from 8 exons. Gene Ontology annotation, cellular component: nucleus. Bases 1 to 1590 code for a protein of 529 amino acids. Gene Ontology annotation, molecular function: protein tyrosine/serine/threonine phosphatase activity.